AGUUUCACUGAGCUCUCGCUGGUCUGAGUGAGGAGGUCUCUGAAAAAACAUUUACUGAAGAGAACAAAUAACAAACAUGAAGCUCACCGUCCUUCUGCUUACUGUGGUGCUGUGCAGCCUGCAAGUGGAGGCGGAACAAGUGAAAUUUGGUGCACUCUGUAGUGGAAAUCCUGGAAACACCAAGAGAGGCUGUGAUAUAAGAUGGGGUUGUGGAAACUACGGAGCAAGCCGGAAAAGAAAGGACGGAUCUACUUAUAAACACUUGGGUUUGGAUAUCGUGUGCAAAGACGGUGCCACAGUCUACGCUCCAUUUGACGUGAUCCUCAGGGGAAAAGCGGUCCCGUACAGAGUAAACAAUGCUAUCAACGAUGGAGUCACUCUCAGUGGGGGAGGUUUGUGCUUUAAGCUGUUCUACCUGCACCCGGAUAAAUACACCGGGACGGUGAAGAAGGGUCAGAAGCUGGGCAAACUGCUGCCCAUGCAGAAGGUCUAUCCUGGAAUCACCUCGCACAUCCACGUCCAAAUGUGUAACCCAAACGUCAACCCCACCCAAUACUUCUGAACCAAACAAACAGGACCUUCAGAAGAAGUCCUUAUCAAGCCACAUUUACAAAUCUUAAAGUGAAAAUUUGCUGAAAAAUCUGCAUUACACAAUACAUUUGCUGUGUUUGAUGUCCAACAUUUGCUUGUCGCUCAUGGCAUGGAAGCUAUUAGGGUAAUGUAGUUAACAAGCAUUAUUGCUAGUAAAUUGCUAUUACGGUUUUCAGCUAUGCUAAUACACUUUAGUCCAUGUUUAUUAUUGUAUUACAACAUAUAUAUGAUGUGUAUUACAAUGUCAGAAGCCACAUAAUCAAGUGCAUUAGAGAUGAGUCUAUUUGUAUGAUGCUAAUUGCAUAAUUUCACAAUAAGGGGGUAUGUGUAACAGCAUUAUGUAAUCAAAAUAAAAACUGCCACUGUAUCACAGAAACUUCCUA
Colossoma macropomum (tambaqui) is the source of this 974-nucleotide messenger RNA. RefSeq names its product leukocyte cell-derived chemotaxin 2 like (gene lect2l). NCBI's taxonomy places the organism in Eukaryota, Metazoa, Chordata, Actinopteri, Characiformes, Serrasalmidae. The record is from RefSeq and is a predicted model, not a curated record. Bases 77 to 562 code for a protein of 161 amino acids. The transcript is spliced from 5 exons.